AUGGCGUCCUUAAUUGAGUCCAGCGCCAAAUCCUUGUGCCGGUCGUGCAAAACCUCCCGACUCCACACGAAGUUAUUCUCCUCAUCGGCCACUGCGAUGGUCGGCCCCGAGUCUCCCAAUUAUAUCGACAUCCCUCGGAUAAUACAACCCUAUCCUCCCCAGAAAAGGAAAGUCAAGGGUGUCCUUCCCGUCCCCCGUGAGAUCUUCCCGCGCCGACGACCUGACAAGCCUACCAAAUCUUACAUCGAUGCCGCAACCCCCGAACCAUCCAGCAACGAACCAAAGGUCGAAAAGGACCAUCCUUUUUUCGAAAAGCUCGAAUGGAAGCGAAGGAUGGCUGAAGUCAGGAGACAGAAUUUGCGAGAGGGUCUAGUGGAGCUAUACCAACGCAAACAGAAAGAAGAGGCUCAGAUGCUUGCCCGAAGCAGGGCUAGACAGGCGCAGCAGAAAGUGGUUCUAAACCAACCCCCAAGAGAGGAUGAGCGUUUAACUACGGCAUCGGUCCCAUCGGGCAUCUCACUUGCCAAAACCCCGUUUCUCUCCGACCCUAACGCUAAAAACCGCCAUGAAAGAUCCGUUGCCAACCACCUUGUGAGGCAGGAAUGGAAGAGCGAGGAAAGGAUGGACGCAAUCCAUACAUUAUAUAUGAAUGCCCGUGACUUUAUCACUACCGAACAACAAUUAGAUGCGGAGAUUGAGCGAGUUUUCCCUACUGAAAAUAACCCCGAUUGGGCAAACGAUCAAAGGGAUGGAGAUAAUGUUUGGAAUUUGGGCCCUCCUCCAACCGUCGGUUCCUUGAUGCACAGGAAGAACGAUGAACACUCCAAAUUCAACUUAAUCCAAGAUCGCACUCGGAAGAUCGCAGAAGCGCUCACUGGAGGAAAGAUCUAA
This is a messenger RNA of Uncinocarpus reesii 1704, 891 nucleotides long. RefSeq lists its product as uncharacterized. The record is from RefSeq and is a predicted model, not a curated record. NCBI's taxonomy places the organism in Eukaryota, Fungi, Ascomycota, Eurotiomycetes, Onygenales, Onygenaceae. The transcript has a single exon. Bases 1 to 891 code for a protein of 296 amino acids.